This is a messenger RNA of Euleptes europaea (tarantolino), 429 nucleotides long. It is a transcript of the gene GDF10, whose product is annotated as growth differentiation factor 10. Lineage: Eukaryota; Metazoa; Chordata; Lepidosauria; Squamata; Sphaerodactylidae. Bases 1 to 429 code for a protein of 142 amino acids. Gene Ontology annotation, molecular function: cytokine activity; growth factor activity. Gene Ontology annotation, biological process: SMAD protein signal transduction; BMP signaling pathway. The record is from RefSeq and is a predicted model, not a curated record. The transcript is spliced from 3 exons. Gene Ontology annotation, cellular component: extracellular region.
AUGGGUGGCCGUUCCAUUGGCACAGACUUCAAGAUUCUCCCCAAAUCUCAGGUGCUAAAUUUUGAAGAGGAAACACUGAGAGAAGCCCAACGAAUACAAUGGAGUGAACCAGCAGUUUGCUCUAGAAGACACGUGAAGGUGGACUUUGCUGAUAUCGGCUGGAAUGAAUGGGUCACCUCUCCGAAAUCUUUUGACGCAUACUACUGUGCGGGGAGCUGCAAAUUCCCAAUGCCCAAGAUCUUGCGGCCGUCGAACCACGCCACCAUCCAGAGCAUCCUGAAAGCCGUCGGGAUCAUUCCAGGCAUACCAGAGCCCGGCAGCGUCCCCAAUACAAUGAACUCCCUGGCUGUUCUGUUCCUCGACCAGAGUGACAAUGUUGUGUUGAAGGUGUACCCUAAUAUGUCUGUCGAUAGCUGUGCCUGCCGAUAG